AACAAAUCAACAAUAAUAAUGAAAAAACGAGAUGUAAUUCUUGAAAAAUAUUAUUGCAUAAAUUGCGGCAGUCAAGUAAAAUCGCUUUAUAAAGAAUAUAGUCCUUCGGUUUUAAAAUUAACAAAAUGUCCUUCAUGUAAAAGAAUCGCCGAUAAAUACGUUGAGUAUGACUUGGUUAUUGUGGUAAUAGAUCUAAUUUUGUUAAGAAUUAUGGCCUAUAGACAUAUUCUACUAAAUUCUGAAUUUAAGAUUUUUUGGAAAAUAUCUAUUGGUUUGAUAUUCCUAGAAACAUACUCCGACUGGAUUUUCCUCAAAGAAUCUUCUUCGAGCAGAUCGUUAAAAGACUUAAAUAGCACAUUAUUCCAAAACAAAGAUUUAAUUUACCAAGAUGACUUAAAAUUUUACGAAAUGAGCAUUAAAACCGCUUUAGGAUUUUCCAGCUUCAUUAUUGUAGCCUAUUUCUUAACAGCUGGUUACUCUUACCUGAGGAAAACUGAACCUGUUACAUUUAAAGUCAUAUGGAAAGCUGUUGCUCUAUCUACGUGCGGAAGUAUCCUCUUAUUGCCAUCUCUUAUUUGGGAAACUUAUAUUCAAGAAUUCCAUGUAUUAUUUGUAUCAAUGUAUACAACAUUAUCACAAUUAUUAGCGCACAAAGCAAUUUCUAAUUCGGAGAAGAUUUGGAGUUUACUGGUCAUAUUUUUAGCACAUGUAGUAAAAAUGUUUAUAAUGAAUACUACCUUGACUCAGCUGGUAAUAAAUUCUGAUUAUUUAAUAAUAAAGUAAAG
Messenger RNA from Phyllotreta striolata, 785 nucleotides. The record is from the annotation of a GenBank genome assembly. NCBI's taxonomy places the organism in Eukaryota, Metazoa, Arthropoda, Insecta, Coleoptera, Chrysomelidae.